AUGUAUUCCGGCGACGCACCUCCAUCUUUCUCAUCCGGAGGCCUAAAGCACUUCGAUCAAGACCAGUUUCCGGUCGAUGCACAACCACAACCCUACGGAGUUCACAACGACCAAUCAUGGCAGAAUCAACCUCCGUCGCAAGGAUCCAUGGGACAUGGCCAAGGAAACUCAGUGAAUCAGUUCCAAGAUGGGAGUAUCUACCGUGGAUUAGGCCAACCCGAUCCUUUCGUUGUUGUCGACAGUGAAAAAGGUCCAUCUUUCACAGCUCUCGGCCAUGGCCAAGGGAUCUCAUAUAAUCAAGAUGGGAUGUCCAACCGUGAUCAAUAUGGUGUCUCCGGUCAACCACUGUCUGUUGGUGCUAUGGUGAAGGGUGGGUUUUCUAAUCCUUCCGGCGGUGGCGGCGAUCAUUAUGGUGGUGAUUCAGCACCGGGGCUUAGCGAUGUAGCUAGAAGAGACAAAUCUCAAACUGGGGGUUCUUCUGUUGACAUCCAGGGUUCUUCCGAUCCACUAGAGUUUGUUGGGAUGAGUUUGGUUGGAAAAAAUUUCAAGAAGUAUUAUCCUGAUGCUUACUACAAGGAGAAAGAUGAUUACUGA
Molecule: messenger RNA, 594 nt
Organism: Lactuca virosa
Lineage: Eukaryota; Viridiplantae; Streptophyta; Magnoliopsida; Asterales; Asteraceae
Source: the annotation of a GenBank genome assembly